UGCAUUGCAUGCACUUGAAUUGUCCCAAUUCGAUCCUUCCAUAUAUAUGCUGCUCUAGGCCAGCCCGAGCUGAUCAUACAUAUAUAUAGACCAUUUUGCAACCAAAUUAAUUAAGCCCUAGGCUAGCUGAUCGAUCGAUCCCAUCAGCUGCCGAUAUCAAGCCCGCGCCCCAUCCCUCGAGAGCUCCGACUCCGAUCCAUCAGCAGCUAGCUAGGUAUAGCUAAUAAGUCAUAUGGAGCAGCAACCCCAGCCCUCAUCUAGCGCGACGACCACGUCGUCCUCGUCACCGUCGUCGUCGCAGCGCCGGGAGCUGCAGGGCCCGCGCCCGGCGCCGCUCAAGGUCCGCAAGGACUCGCACAAGAUCAGGAAGCCCCCGGCGCCGCAGCCGGGAGGAGGAGGAGGACCCGUCCAGCAGGUGCGCCAGCCGGUCAUCAUCUACACGGUGUCGCCCAAGGUCGUGCACGCGGAACCCGGAGAGUUCAUGUCCGUCGUGCAGCGCCUCACGGGCGCGCGCGGCGCCACGGCCUCUUCUUCCCUGCCGGCGCCGCCACCAGGCCUGACGACAACAGAGCCACCACAGCAUCAUCAGAUUCAGCUGACGUCGUCUUCGCUCCCGUUCCCGUUUUUGGGCGGCCACCACGCGCACGCGCCGUCGUCGUCAUCCUCGGCACAAGCACAACUACUCCAGCCGGCGCCAGCGGCACCGCACUUCCCGUUCCAGCUGCACCAGCAACAGCAAGCGCCCGGCGGACCGGCGGCACAGCACGAUCACCUGAUGGUCCACCAGCUCUCAACCGCGGCACGCCUCGCCAUUGAGCAGCAGCAGCAGCAGGCGGCGGCUGAUGUUCGACUUGGAGGAGGCCUGCUGCCGCCGUUUCCGAGCAUCCUGUCGCCAGAGUCGCUCCCGGCGAUCCCGCCGAGCUUCUUCUCACCUCCGGCGGCUCCGGCCGGGGGUAACUCGUACCCGUACCCGGGCAUAAGUCUCUUCGGCGGGCUCAUCAGCCCGGCAUUUCCUGGUAACGAAACCACUGGUGGUGGUAGCAUGAGCAUCGCCGGUGCAAAUCAUCAAAGUGUGACGAUGUCGUCGUCGCCGUUACAAGAAGCGUCGCCGUCGACGGUGACUCCGUCUCCAUCUGCCGGUGCGUACUAUUGGGGUCUCUUCAACAACCAGCAGCACUAGCGCAGCUGCCGCAGGAAUUGAUCUCGAAGCUUAAUUGUCAUCAGUGCAAGGAAAAUGACAAGAGAGUUGCUGAAUUGGUCGUACCGUACGUGGUCGUUCUUGGAUGACAUGACAUCUUGCAUAGCUGAGAAUGCAGGAGAUCGAGUCCACUGCUCGGCCAGUGGGGACGGGCGACUGGGUUCACCAUUUCCUUUCCCACUGAUAAACAACACAGAGCCAGCUAUAUAUAGGUUAGCUACAUAUACAUGCCGGUAUGUGAUUAACUGUGAUAGGAGUAUAUAUAAGCUAGCUAGGUCAAUUGUUCAACCAUUGCUACUACUGCUUUAUUAGAUAUAUUAUUGAUUUUUUUAUGAGAUAACCCACUUUGGAGGUGAUCCAUCAGAUUAAUAAGAUCUA
Molecule: messenger RNA, 1576 nt
Organism: Sorghum bicolor (sorghum)
Lineage: Eukaryota; Viridiplantae; Streptophyta; Magnoliopsida; Poales; Poaceae
Product: nuclear speckle RNA-binding protein B
Exons: 1
Coding region: 233-1180 (315 amino acids)
Cellular component (GO): nucleus
Source: RefSeq, a predicted model, not a curated record